Molecule: messenger RNA, 3526 nt
Organism: Staurois parvus
Lineage: Eukaryota; Metazoa; Chordata; Amphibia; Anura; Ranidae
Source: the annotation of a GenBank genome assembly
AUGGUACUACCAAAGGGUAUCUUCUUGUUAUUAAUGCUGUCAGUUCCUCACACAAAGCAAGCAUCAGAGAAUGGAGCAGAAGACAACAGCGUCUUUGAUCUGUUUGAAAUAACUGGAAUCAGUCGCAAGUUGAGCUCUCGCAAAUCUCAAGGAGUUUCUUUAGUAAAGGGUCCUGAUCCAUCAAGCCCAGCUUACAGAAUAGAGAACCCUAACCUGAUACCUCCAGUUCCAGAGGAAAAAUUUCAGGAUCUGCUGGACAGUGUUCGAGCUGAGCGGGGCUUUAUUUUAUUGGCUACUUUACGCCAAAUAAAGAAGACUAGAGGAGCACUCUUGUCUAUCGAAAGAAAAGAUGGCACAGGACAUGUUUUCAGCCUCACAUCCAAUGGUGAAGCUGGAACUUUGGACUUGAGUAUCAGUACAGAGGACAAGCAGCAGGUGGUGUCUGUUGAAGAAGCCAGGCUGGCUACAGGCCACUGGAAGAACAUUACUCUUUUUGUGCAGGAAGAUCGGGCUCAACUUUAUGUAGGAUGUGACAAGAUGGAAAACGCUGAGCUUGAUAUACCCAUCCAUCAUAUUCUCUCUGGAGACUUGGCAAGCACUGCUCAAAUGAGAGUUGCAAAGGGAGGGUGUGAAAGACAAUUUCCAGGGUGUUCUACAGAACCUGCGUUUUGUUUUUGGAACCAGUAUGGAUGUGAUCCUUAGAAACAAAGGCUGCUCCAGCUCAAAUUAUGAUUUGGAGAACUCGGUAAAUGACUCUCGUCCGGCUAUCCGAACCAAUUACAUUGGACAUAAGACAAAGGAUGUCGAUGGCGUAUGUGGCAUUUCCUGUGAUGAGCUGAAAAAUAUGUUUUUCGAGAUGAAAGGACUUAAAGCAGUGAUCUCAAAUCUCCAGGCAAAAAUACAGAAAGUUACAGAGGAAAAUCUUCUUUUUGCUGAAGUGGUGAAGGUUAAGGUGACACCAGGUGGUGUGUGCAUGCACAAUGGGAUCAAAUAUAACAACAUGGAUGAGUGGACUGUUGACAGCUGUACUGAGUGUACAUGUCAGAAUUCUGUGGUUAUUUGUCGGAAAGUUUCUUGCCCACUAAUACCAUGCACCAAUGCCACAAUUCCUGAUGGAGAAUGCUGUCCCAGAUGUUGGCCAAGUGACUCUCCUGAAGAUGGUUGGUCUCCAUGGUCGGAUUGGACUCCUUGCUCUGUAACAUGUGGUCAUGGUGUCCAGCAAAGAGGCCGAUCUUGUGACAGCCUUAAUAACCGCUGCGAAGGGUCCUCUGUCCAGACCAGAUCUUGCACUAUCCAAGAAUGUGAUAAACGAUUUAAACAAGAUGGUGGAUGGAGUCACUGGUCUCCAUGGUCCUCAUGUUCCGUCACUUGUGGAAGUGGAAUGAUGACUAGAAUCCGACUUUGCAACUCACCUGUUCCACAGCUGAAUGGCAAGCAUUGUGUGGGUGAAGGAAGAGAAAAUAAGCCAUGCCAAAAAGAUCCUUGUCCAAUUAAUGGCCAGUGGGGACCUUGGUCACCCUGGGACAUAUGCAGUUUGACAUGUGGAGGUGGUUUUCAGAAACGAGAGCGUCUUUGCAACAAUCCCAAGCCCCAGUUUGGUGGUAAAGACUGCCUUGGAGAGAAUGCUGAUAGCCGCCUUUGCAAUAAGCAAGACUGUCCCAUUGAUGGAUGCUUAUCAAAUCCUUGUUUUGCUCGAGUUACUUGCACAAGCUUCGAUGAUGGCUCUUGGCAGUGUGGUGCUUGCCCUACAGGGUAUAGAGGAAAUGGCAUUGAAUGUACAGAUGUAGAUGAGUGCAAGGAGGUUCCCAAUGCUUGCUUUAGCCUUAAUGGAGUGCACAGAUGUGAGAAUACAGAGCCUGGAUACAAUUGUCUUCCUUGUCCUCCACGAUACACUGGCACACAACCAUUUGGCAAGAGCAUUGAGGAAGCCAAAGCAAACAAACAGGUCUGCAACCCUCGGAACCCAUGUCUUGAUGGAACACAUAACUGUAACAAGAAUGCAAAAUGCAUCUAUCUUGGCCUUUACACUGAUCCCAUGUUCCGUUGUGAAUGCAAACCAGGAUAUGCUGGAAACGGCAUAAUCUGCGGUGAAGACACAGACUUGGAUGGAUGGCCUAAUGAUAACCUUACAUGUGUUGCCAAUGCUACCUAUCAUUGCAAAAAAGAUAACUGCCCCAACCUUCCCAACUCAGGCCAAGAAGACUAUGAUAAAGAUGGAAUCGGAGAUGCCUGUGAUAGCGAUGAUGAUAAUGAUGGAAUCCCCGAUGAUAGGGACAAUUGUGCAUUUGUAUACAACCCUGCACAGUAUGACUAUGACCGUGAUGAUGUGGGUGAUCGCUGUGACAACUGCCCAUACAACCAUAAUCCAGACCAGGCUGAUACUGAUGCCAAUGGGGAAGGAGAUGCCUGUUCUGUGGAUAUUGAUGGAGAUGGCAUUCUCAAUGAAGUAGACAAUUGCCCUUAUGUAUACAAUGUAGACCAGAGGGAUACAGAUAAAGACGGCAUUGGAGACCAGUGUGACAACUGUCCCUUGGAGCACAAUCCAGAUCAGACUGACUCUGACUCCGAUCUCAUUGGUGAUAAAUGUGACAGCAAUGAAGACAUAGAUGAGGAUGGUCAUCAGAAUAACCUGGACAACUGUCCUUACAUCCCCAAUGCCAAUCAGGCUGACCAUGAUAAGGAUGGCAAGGGCGAUGCUUGUGAUCAUGAUGACGACAAUGAUGGCAUUCCAGAUGAAAAAGAUAAUUGCAGACUGGUGCCUAAUCCUGAUCAGAUUGAUACUAAUGGUGAUGGACGUGGUGAUGCCUGCCAGUUUGACUUUGAUAAUGACCAAAUUCCAGACUCUGAGGAUGUUUGCCCUGAGAAUUAUGCAAUCAGCACAACUGACUUUCGCAAAUUCCAAAUGGUGCCUUUGGAUCCAAAAGGAACAUCACAGAUUGAUCCCAACUGGGUGGUCAGGCACCAGGGAAAAGAGCUGGUACAGACUGUCAACUGUGACCCUGGCAUCGCUGUUGGUUUUGAUGAGUUUAGUUCAGUGGAUUUCAGUGGAACCUUCUUUGUCAACACUGAGAGGGAUGAUGACUAUGCUGGCUUUGUGUUUGGCUACCAAUCAAGCAGCAGAUUUUAUGUGGUUAUGUGGAAACAAAUUACCCAGACCUACUGGGACACAACGCCUACUAAAGCUCAGGGAUACUCUGGUCUCUCUAUAAAAGUUGUCAACUCAACAACUGGGCCUGGAGAACACUUACGGAAUGCUUUGUGGCACACAGGCAAUACUGCAGGACAGGUUCGUACUUUGUGGCAUGACCCUCGUCAUACAGGAUGGAAAGAUUUUACUGCUUACAGGUGGCAUUUAAUCCACAGACCAAAGACUGGAUUCAUUCGUGUUGUAAUGUACGAAGGGAAAAAAAUAAUGGCUGAUUCAGGACCUAUUUAUGAUAAGACAUAUGCUGGAGGAAGAUUAGGACUGUUUGUAUUCUCACAAGAGAUGUGGUCUUCUUUUCGGAUCUUAAAUAUGAGUGCAGAG